UAGUUAUCAGUCAGUUAAUUUACCUAAUUGUAGCUUCCACAUAUUUUUCAACAUUACGCUUGUUUACUUGAAUGUACGUUUCCCGAAAUAACAUCUCGGUUUAAGCAAUGUCUUCAUCAAAGCGAGGGAUUUUAGAGCGUCUUGAUGCAGGCGAGGUUAUCGUAGGAGAUGGGGGCUUCUUGUUCUGUAUGGAGAGAAGGGGCUAUGUAAAAGCGGGAGUGUGGACACCAGAAGCUACAGUGGAGCAUCCAGAAGCAGUCCUACAGCUGCAUAGAGAGUUUCUCCGGGCAGGCGCUGAUGUGAUGCAGACCUUCACUUUCUACGCCAGUGAUGACAAGUUACGAAAUCGUGGUAAUACGGCUUCCGAGACGAUUGGGUGUGAGCGCAUCAAUCAAGCCGCUUGUGAUCUCGCGCGUCAAGUGGCCAACGAGGGCGAUGCCCUCGUUGCAGGUAACAUCUGCCAAACACCCUCAUAUAUGUCAGGACUUGGUAAAGAAGCUGUUCAGAAAGAGUUCCAGCAACAAAUCGACAUUUUUGUCAAGAAUGACGUGGAUUUUCUGAUCGGAGAGUUGUUUUUUUAUGUAGAGGAGGCAGAAUGGGCCCUUGAAGUAAUGAAGACCACAGGAAAACCGAUUGCCAUGUGCCUUAAUAUCUGUUCUGCCGGAGAUUUGGAGGGAGUGUCUGUUGAAGAGUGUGCUGUGAGAAUCGCUAAAGCAGGUGCUGACAUGAUAGGUGUCAAUUGUUACUAUGACCCGGACGUGUGCUUGGAAACUAUGAAGAUUAUGAAACAGGCCUUGGAAAAUGAAGGACUCAAACGCCAUUUGAUUGUUCAGCCAAUGGGUUACAAGACACCGGAAUGUCAGGACCACACCAACCCAGCCAGAAGGAUGGGGAUUACAGGACUGGCGGAGUUUCCUUUAGCUAUGGAGACUCGUUUGCUGACUCGUUUUGACAUGUACAAGUACGCUCGUGAAGCUUAUGAUAUAGGUAUUCGAUACAUUGGAGCAUGCUGUGGAAUGGAGCCGUAUCACGUUCGAGCCAUAGCUGAAGAGCUUGCAAAAGAACGAGGUAAAUUACCUCCCGCCAGCGAGAAGCAUUCCCCAUGGGGUGACGCCUUACGGCAGCACACCUAUCCUUGGGUAAGAGCCAGGGCUCGCCGAUCUCACUGGGAAAACUUGCAGCCUACUAGUGGUCGGCCGUUUAGUAGCGCUUUACGCGAGCUGGAUUCUCAGUGGGGAAAUCUUAAGGUGACAGACAAGAAUAUGAUUCAGCAGAAGACUCUGACUACAGAUGAAGAAGUGCAUAAGCUUGCAGCACGCGCAGAAACGCACUAGCACUCAAGCCUGAAACUGAGUAUUCGUGUUCAGAUUGCAAUAAUCUUGGCUUGUUCCAAGUCUUACCUUGCUGAGUCAGCUUACUAAAUAGGUUUUUGAAGGGACAUUAAAUGCCUUAUUGCGUGAUCAGAUUUUUUGUUAAAACGCUAAAAAAGAAAGAGUUUGUCAUAAUUUAGGAUUUGAUCCAUGGGAUUACUGGGUAGUUAUAAAUUUUAAUUGGGAACUAUCUCAAUGAACUUCUUCACAUAAACUCGUUUAGCUUAAUUAUAGCGGUGUCUUAAUCACUGACACGCCUUUGGUGUGCUAUGGUUAUUCGCAGAAGCGCCAAUGCCUUGACAUCUGAAAAUUAAAUAAAAAUUAUGAAAGUGUGCUGUAAGAGUUAAAAGAUGCAUAAUAAAAGAUGACAUUUUUUACCUUU
Messenger RNA from Stylophora pistillata, 1752 nucleotides. RefSeq names its product betaine--homocysteine S-methyltransferase 1. The record is from RefSeq and is a predicted model, not a curated record. NCBI's taxonomy places the organism in Eukaryota, Metazoa, Cnidaria, Anthozoa, Scleractinia, Pocilloporidae. Gene Ontology annotation, molecular function: zinc ion binding; betaine-homocysteine S-methyltransferase activity.